UGCGUCUGGGGGCGGGGAGGCGAGGAUGGGGCCGCGGCUGAGGCGGAAGAGCGCGGCGGCCCUCCUGCUGGCCCUGCUCGCAGUCACCCAAAUCCACGCCCUGGAGAUCCAGGCUGACCCAGAAGUGCAGGCCUUCGUGGGGGAGCCAGUGACCCUGAAAUGCUGGUUCAGCUCUUCCUUUCCAGUCACGGAGAAGCUGACCAUCGACUGGACAUUCCGGCCUCUGGCAGGGGGCAGCCUGCAGCCGAUCUUCCAUUACCAGGCUGAUGCCUACCCAGCCAAGACGGGCACCUUCCAGGGCCGUGUCUCCUGGGCCGGGGACGUGGCCAAGCAGGAUGCCUCUAUCACAAUCGCCAACCCGACACCGGACGACAACGGGACGUUCAGCUGCGCUGUGAAGAACCCCCCAGACGUGCAGCACGACAUUCCCCAGACAGUGCUGACGGUCGUACGGAGAGGCGCCUCUUUGCAGCUGACAUCCGCUGGGCUGCUCUCCAUCCUGGUCUUCUUGCCAUCCGCUGUUGUGGUGGCCCUGCUGCUGAUUCGAAUGGGCAGGAAGGUUGGGGUGCUGCCACGCUGGAAGGACGUCGGCUACAAGAAGUCCUCCAUCGAAGUCUCCGACACGCCGGAGCGAGCGGGCUGCGGCAAGCGCCUGGCCGGCUGGUGCCUGCAACACCUGGAUAGCGACGAAGAGGGUCCUUACUGACGGGCGGUGAAGGCCGUCCUGCGGACCAUCAUCGGAAGGCCCCCUUCCACCAUCCGCCUCCGCACUGCAUAAUGGAUGGACCUGCGGCCCCCGGCCUGGGGGUGUCAGAAGAUGACAGAUGCCACGGGACUGGUUUUCAUUUCAUCUUGGGAAUAAUUGAGGUGUUCAGCUUCUCCCACAAUGGCCCUUCCCUAAACUUUUGGUGCAAGUGCUACCUCUGUGUUUCUGCCCGAGUUGCUGGGUCCCCAGGCGCUGCGGUGCACUCGGCAAUGGGAUGUCGGUCUGCUCAGGAAAGGAGGCCACCGUCUCUGACUGUCCUCAUGGGCCCCUAGAUCUUUGGAGCUGCUCUCCAGCUGCUGAGC
Messenger RNA from Varanus komodoensis (Komodo dragon), 1068 nucleotides. It is a transcript of the gene MPZL3, whose product is annotated as myelin protein zero like 3. Gene Ontology annotation, cellular component: membrane. The record is from RefSeq and is a predicted model, not a curated record. The coding region runs from base 26 to 706 and encodes 226 amino acids. The transcript has 6 exons. NCBI's taxonomy places the organism in Eukaryota, Metazoa, Chordata, Lepidosauria, Squamata, Varanidae.